Messenger RNA from Perkinsus marinus ATCC 50983, 1800 nucleotides. RefSeq lists its product as hypothetical. Lineage: Eukaryota; Perkinsozoa; Perkinsida; Perkinsidae. The coding region runs from base 1 to 1800 and encodes 599 amino acids. Gene Ontology annotation, cellular component: membrane. The record is from RefSeq and is a predicted model, not a curated record. The transcript is spliced from 14 exons.
AUGUCAGGCGACAAAGCAGACAGGCGAAAUUAUAAUGUAUUAUUCGCUCAGGAGAUCAUGCUUGGCCUCCUCAAUAAUUACGGAUACACGCUUGUUAUCGCUGGUGCGCAGGACAUAGCUCGUCUCUUCGAGAAGACCAAUUUGAUGCCCCUCUUCACUACAGUCAUGUUAUUUGCUGCUUUUGCUACCGGUGCUAUCCACGCCCGAAUAGCAGCACCCUAUUCCUACCGUCAACGUGUUGGUCUGGCCAUGCUUAUCCAGUCCGUAGGGUACCUACUAUUUGGUACUGCUUUCCUAUUUGUUGGAGUCCAACCUGUUAUCGGCUUCUGGAUGGCCCAAGUGGCAACCUUCUUAGUCGGAGCCUUUCAAACCAUAGGUGAGAUUAAUAACCUAUCGUUAUUGAACUCGCUCCCGAACGGUCUAGUUGGAGCCUGGGGUUUCGGUACUGGUGUAUCACAGUUCGUCGGUAGCAUAUCUUACGUCAUUGCUAUCAACCUAGGCAUAGCAUAUUCGACCUUCUUCUUGAGCCUAAUACCGGUCUACCUUGUCUAUUGGGCCCUCUUUACUCGAGUUGAAAAGCUGGCUCGUGGGGAGCGAGAGGUUAACGAGGGUGCGAAUGAAGCUCUACUUGUGUCGGAGGAGUCUCGUACCAGUCUUAAGCUCACUGGGAAGACCUUCCCUAACGUUUUACGGAUGGGUGGAAGCGUUAUUGGCAAUAUGGCCGCUACUUACGCGUUUAAUUAUCUGAUUGAGUCGGGAUUUGCCGAUCGAGCUACCUUGCAUCCUGAGCCUAUCACUGCGGCUAUUGCUGUGAAUUCAUAUGCACUAGGGGUGUCGGUGUAUGGUAUCGGUACUAUGCUGGCUCGACUCAGCGUCUCUUGGUUCCCUACUACUAGGAUUGGAAUCAUCACCAUAAUACAACUGAUGAACUCUAUUUGGAUGUUCUUCGUUGGUUGGAUUGCUGGUAUGAGCUACUCGAACUGCCUCAAUGUCAUUAGCAUGUCGAAAAAGGAAUCGAUCGACCUGGACCCCACUUGGGAGGAUGUCGUGAAUAAGCCUGUCGAGGCUGUUGAGAUGCAAGCUAGAUCCACUACUGACCGCUGCGUCGGUCCUACACCUCCCAUUCACAGGGUCUUCAAGAAUCCAUCGUGGCUAUCAAUGGCUUAUAUAACUGCCAUAAUGCUCAUCCUAUUCGGACGAAUAGAUGAAAUUGCCGACAGAAAUCUGCUAAGUAGUGCUGGCAAAGGCUCGCCCGAUCUGUUGAGGAUGCCGUCCCCUCAACGUUCCGCUUGCGAGGUGUUGCGAGCACAUAUAAACAUUUCUGAGCUUGUCAUUAAUCACGACAAUUUGGGAGAUGAUGAUGAUCGUCUCUUGUGGAAUACGAAGAACCUCGGCAUCGCUGGUAAGGUUGUUACUGUUUUGCUCGCCUGUGCAUGGAAGCUCAAGUCAUUACUGGAUGAGGUCUUCCAUUUCCCCCAGGAUGUAUUAAAAUGGCAGAACAUGCCUAAAAAUGUAAGGCAAUGGAGAGACGGGUGGAACAUCGAGCUGAACUGCAGUCUAGAUGGUCUCCUCACUAGACCCUCGGAGGUCGGUUAUUCCCAAUUGGGCAUGCUCAUCUCGGAAGUGGCUGUAGCUGCUGGACAGACCAAGGCCGUUCGGAACUUCGUGUCGAAGUCGUUGAUACGGUUGGCAAGUAUUAUCUCACCUGAGGCGGAGAUGCAAUGCGGGUAUAAUGAUCGUACGGAGGCUCUGAAGAUGUCGGCCUUUGCGUGGAAGAGGAAAUACGGCUGGAAGGUUUGA